Messenger RNA from Lymnaea stagnalis (great pond snail), 8252 nucleotides. Lineage: Eukaryota; Metazoa; Mollusca; Gastropoda; Lymnaeidae. The record is from the annotation of a GenBank genome assembly.
CACAACGAGGAAGUACUAGUGACGCCUUUUGAACAUUAUUUUGAAAGUAUUAAUUUUAGUAGGAUACAUUUGGAAAAUGCUGCACGAGUUACUUCUAGCUCUUAAGGGUCACUAUGGUGGAGUAUUCAAGCAUACAAAUGAAGGGAUAAAUGUUAGUUCUUGCAUUUCCCACUAGCUAAUCUUUACUAUAAAUAUAAAACUUAAGUUAGUCUUUGUUGAUUUGUUGUAACUUGUAACUUAAUACUUAAUUUAGUGCUAUGGUUGCAGUUACUCAGUUACACUGAAGUUAUAGUUACUGCUAAGAAUUAGAAUUAGAAGUUAGGACAUAUUUAUUUAUUUAGUAAGACAUGUAGCCUUUGCAGCAUAAUAGUAAUAAGUAAUUACUAAUAGUAUGCUGAGUAUGCACAUUCAGACAUUCUUUAAUUAAUAUAUUUUACUAGUUAUUAGGCCUACUGUUAUUAUUAGUAUUAGCCAUUAGCAUUUGCCUUUACUUUUUACUUUAGUUAAAAGUUAGUAAGAGAAGUCUUAGUUCCUAGAAAGUCUCUUACUAUUCUUAGAUCUAGAACAGGCCUGCACAACUCAAAAUGUAAGGUGGACCGUAAUACUUUAUGAAAAACUUGAACAGGCCAUGAUAUUCUAUGAAAAGCUUGUGCGGGUCGAAAAAUAAUAGUACAAGGGGAAAGCUAUUAAGAAAAUAACGUAAAUAAAGAAUAUUUCGUUGCUUCGCGGGCGGCCUGCGAACCGUAUGUUGUGCAGGCCUGAUCUAGAAUGAUCAGCCAAUUUAAAAUUAUUAUUCCUUAACCUUUUUAAGAUUGAGGUUUUUUUUAGUGUUGGUGCCAAGAAGAAGGCGAAAGAGCUCUUUGUACUACCUCAGCAUUGCAAAAAAAAAAUGAAUUUAAUUACUUUACAAAUAAUAUAAAACUACAUAAUUCUAUACUAUAUAUAUUCUUGUAGACUAAUAAUACUAAAAGGCCUUCUAUCUUUAUUUAUUUAUGAAUUAAACUGAAAUUUCAACUUUUAUGCAAAUAAGAUAUCCUCAUUUGCAUAAUUUAGUAAUGCAAUUUUUUCACACUUACAAUAAGCAUGUCUUACUUGCAGAAUUUUGUAAAAUUUUAUGAUUGUAAAAUUUAAAGCCUAAAUAAGUCCUAAUCCAUAUUUGUAUGAGAUGCAGUUUGAAAAACUACAUAAAAUAUUCCCCUGGGGAUGCCUUUUGACAUUUUUCAAGGUCACAUAAUAUAUUUAACGCAUUUUUAGGGGUCACUAGGUACAAAAAAGUGAUAGCAAAUGACAGAACACAGUAAAAUUAUAAAAUUACAGAAGCACACCAACGGAUAUUAAUGCCAGGCGCCAUUAAAAUGGCAGGAGAGCAAGAAAUGCGAGAAGCAAUCUGAUUAGCUAGUACAAAGGCCUAUCUUGAGGCUUGAAUUAUUGGGCCGAUAGAUCGGCCUUUCGUUUUUUUUGCCAUUCAACCCUGGGCCAAUAGAUUGGCCCGGCCAUCCCAAGAGGGUUAAAGUGACACACAAAAAAAUACUAAUACAAUAAUAGGCUGUUUAAUAAGUCUUAGCCUGAUCUUGCCCUAGUCUCUUUAACUUUAAUACUAAAUUAAGAUACUAAAAAAUUUAAAAAGCUGAAAGGGGGACUUCUGACUGAAAGGUAGGAAACUGCAGAAAACAAGGAAAUUCUUCACUGGAUUAUGUAAGAAACCAAGUCAAUUGUUGGAAUAAACAACUAUUAUUUUUUACAUUAGCCAAAGGCCUAACUCUAAACCUUUUACUUUUAAAUUAGAUUUAGAUAAGAUUUUGUGAUUUACAUGCUUGACCAUUUGUAAUGCCAUUAGUAAAAGGUUAGCUGUUAUUUAAUUAAUUGAUAUAUUAGUAGGAGUUUCUCUCUCAAAUCAAUGUCUGAAGUGCUAAGGCUAAAGUUUUUAAUAGAAAUAGGUCUACAUGAACUACAAAAUAGACCACUUGUCAUAAUUGACUGAGAGUAAGACUACGGGCAGGGCUAGGUCUAGGAGUCAGGCAUUGGUAAAUAAAGUUUAACUUUAUGUCUUUACUUUGAAACUUUUAUAAUUAUAUUAUUAUUUUUGUUGAUUUCUGUGGAAUUUGCCACGUAAUUUUGUUUUAUGUAGCCUGAUAUUUUCAUAUUAAGAAAUUAACAGUUAGACCUAACUAUUAAAUUAAUUUUAAUUAAAUAAAACCUUGGAAUGUGAGUAAUUUGCUUUGCAAGUAUUUUGCAAGACUAGCAAAAGCAAGAUGUUAUGAGGGAGAUCUAUCUGAGGAGGAGGAUGAGAAUUCCUCACUUCAAAUGAGAUUAGUUAAAUUUUUUGUAAGAAAAGUACCACCUGAAAAGGCUGUACCAUUGCGAGCAAUGAAUCUAUUUACAACAAAUGCUAUGUCAUACUCUGCAAAAUCCUUAUAAGUGUAGAAAAAAAGUAAGUGUCAUGGCAUAAGUUCCUGGUUUAAGUCACUCAAAAAGAAAAAGAUACCAGUGAGCUAGCUAUUAGCAGGGAUUUCGUUAGUGACAGGGAAAAUCAUCCUAUACAAUAACUCUCCUCUGUCUUGUCUCCCUCACACAACCCACUAUUAAAUUUAGUUUAAAAUUUGAUUACUAAAUAAAUAUUAAAUUUCAAUAUUAAAAACCUAACAUGUAUUUUGUCUUAAUAAUUUUUAUAUGAACACUUGUUCUGUGGAAUGAUUCAUCUGAGUUUCUAUUAUUUCUUAUUAUAGAAAUUUGCUUUGAUAUAAGAGUGGUUUUGUUUUUGAGGGCAUUUCAAAAAUAAAUUAUGCUCCUAAUCCAAAAUGUUACUUUCAAUUAAAAUUUAAAUAUAGCUUUGUAAAUCAUUUGAAUCAAUUAAUUAUUUAAUAAUUUUAUUCUCAACAAUGACUAAAAUAGGUUGUGCCGAACUUACCAUUCAUGCAUUCAUCAGAGGAAAUGGUAUUAAAUAAACUCUGUAAACUUGGAACAUACUAUAAAGAUUUUAGUGAUUUCAUCCAGCAUUAUGGGUCUGGAUUGCUUGCUGGACAAAGGACAGGUAAGAUAUCUAAAGGAUUUUUAUCCCCAUGUCAAUUUUCCAUUACAUAACAGUGUAAUUUCUGAAAGCUGUAUAUUAUUAUUUUCUUAGAGGUAAAAUAAAACUUUUGAUCUUUCAGAACAUGAAAAUUGCAUACUAAAUCUUUUCUAAUAAAUAGUGAUGGUGCUCUGAAUGUAUAUUUCAAUAACAUUUGUUAUUAUUUUCUUUAGAUAUGGAUGACCUUCAUGGUUUGUAUAUGAAAUGUCUCUGUCAAGGCUUGGAUAAUGUUUUACAGGAUUACAGAGAUGCACUACUGGAGAUUGAACAAGAUGUUUUGCAUGAUGCUUACCUUCCAAUCUCACAUUUGUCUUGUCGACUACAAGAGGUAACAAAAAAAAAAAAAGAUUUACUAAACGCAAACCAAAACAAAAUAGACAUGUAAACGGAUAAUGUUUUACAGGAUUACAGAGAUGCACUACUGGAGAUUGAACAAGAUGUUUUGCAUGAUGCUUACCUUCCAAACUCACAUUUGUCUUGUCGACUAAAAGAGGUAAAAAAAAAAAAAAAAAAGAUUUACUAAACGCAAACCAAAACAAAAUAGACAUGUAAACGGUCAUUAGAAUAAAUUUGUAAGAAUUUAAAAACUAAAGUAUUUAAAUAUGACUCUGAUAGUACCAAGAUGUGCAUAUGGUUAAUAUUAAAAGUAAUUAAUUAUCAAGAUUUGGUUGUAUUAUAAUUAUUUAAACAAAAAAUUGUAGGUACCUAUGAAUUUAGAAAGCUCACUGAAGACAUGUUUUUUGUGUGUAGGUCUGUACUAAUUUCAUAAUGGUUUUACUAUCCAUUCAAAGUUUAUCUAUGUACAUUGUAAAAAGAUACAAAUUUUCAAUUAAAUGAAAGAAUGUAAUUUUAAAGACGGAAAGAAAAAAAUGAACAAACAUUGAAUUAAUCUGUUUUGUAUAAAAACAUACUGAUCAAUUUUUUUUUAUUGUUUGCAGUUUUACCUUCUCUUUCCAGUUUUAGCCUCAACCAUUGAUCAGAUAGUUUCUCAUAAGGUAUGCAUCUAUUAGAAUAUCAAAUUAAUUUUUCGGUCUAGACAUCUCUCCCUUUACUCUUGGCUUGUUACUAGAGUUAACUUUUCUUUUUAAAAAUAUUACUUCGCAGAUGGAAUUUAUAAAAUUAUAAUUAAAUUGGGUGGUGAAUAAUAUUUAAAUUUUAAUGGCAUUUUGGAAAAUGGGUAUUGUAUUGAAUUUUCUGACAACUUUUGGAUUUUAUUUGUGGUGCAACCUGCAAUAAAGUGUGUGAUUGUGUAUUCUAUGAAACUUUAAUUUGGGUUUUUCAAUUUUGGAUUUUCAUUAUUUUAAAAAUAUUUUGAAUUUUUUAUUUUCUUCAAUUUUACACUUUUCUUAGCUCAGUAUGCAACUGUAGCUAAUGUGUUUUAGUUGAGGUAAGGGAGUGACCGCAGGUCAUUGACACUUCUUGUCACAUAACUAGAGAGAUAGAAUAAAGUUGCUACGUUUGCCAUGAAAUUAAUGUACCGGCUGAAAUUACUCAAGGAAAGGGGGCGACCGUAGGUUGUUGACACCUUUUGCCGCAUGAAGAUGGCGACCUUGGGAAAUUAGUGGCUUGGAUUUUAUAAAUUUACCUAUCAUAAUUUUAUAACAAAUAAUAUACAAAAUAUUUUAUUAUAAAAUAAACUUUAAAAAAAAAUCUUGUGCUGGGUAAGAAUUUUUAUGACAAACUUCUUACCAUACAAAAGAUUUUUUUUGGAGUUCUAAUUAUGCAUUUAACUUUUAAAUAAGUGAUUAUUUAUUCAUUAAUGGCUAAUUUGAUAAAUAUGAGCAUUCUCUAUCAUUAGGCACAUGGGUGCUAUAUUUUGGAUAUUCUUCACAAAAACUCCAUAUUUGGAAUGCCAGUGGUCAAGAAUGCAUUAAAUAGGUAAUACUGAGCUAAUAUGUCAUUGUGUUUACCAGCUUUGAAACAUUCCCAAAUAUUUUAACAUAUUAUUAUUAUUAAAUAAUUAAGCUGUGGCUUUUAAACCUCUAUUCAGGGUGCAGGAUUAUACAAAUGGAGGAAGCCAAGUCACAAUCUUUUCUGAAAUUUUGAAUUAGCUCCUGAAUGUUGUAGUAGAAUCAUAGAUUUAUUCACCGUUUUCCUAAUCAAUUAUUGCAAAAAAAUUAUUUUGGUCCCUGAUAAUAAAAAAAGUUUGUCUCCUGAUGUCACAUGUAGCAAAUUUUAAAAUAAAUUACCUGAAACUUUAUAAGUUUAACUAGGUUUAUUUAAAGUAAACAGUUUGAAUGAUUGGAGGUUGUAACCAUGAGUCUUCCUUUAUUUGUUUACUUUAUGCUAGAAAGUCCAAAUGACAUUAUAUAUGCCUGAAACUUAAUCUUUACACUUUUUUUUUUUUAAUUUCAAGAAUUCUCCAUGUGUGUCAUGGACUUUUCUUUAAACAACUUUCUGCUUGGAUGUUGCAUGGAAUAGCCUCUGACCCACACCAAGAAUUUUUUAUUCAGAAAACCAACCAAUUGAAGGAUCAUUCUUCUGGGCAGAAGAAAGACGAUGAAGAAGAAGAUUUAGGCAUUAUGGGACUAACUGGACGUCAGCUGCAGGUAAAUUAGAAAUUAGAUUCUAACCCCUACGUUGUGCUACAAAAUUGUUUACAUUGUUGUUUUGCCAGAAGACAUAUAAAUUGUUGUUACCAAAAUAGUUAUCUUAUAAUUUCGAAAGUUCAAACCUCCUUUCAUAAAUUUAGUAGCCAGAUAGGGUUACCAAACAGCAUUGAAAAUAAUCAGACCAGACUUUAUUCUAUUGAUUGUGCAUAAGUAUUGCAAUUCCAUGAAAAAUUAUUUCAUGUUUUCAAGCAUGGAGAUUGACAAAAAUAAAAGUGCCAUUGAAUCUUUGUUUAAAAUUAACUUUUAAAAUUUUGUUGAAUCUGAUGAUUUUUAAAGUUCUUGAUGUUUAUUUCUACCUUUAAAUUAAAGUCUUCAAACAAUAUUGAUAUACUUCAAGUAAAGCACUUAAAAGAAUCCCAGAUAGUGCUCCCCCCCACCCACACACACCGACGACACGCCACCACACACUUUUAUGAACAGUAUUAAUAUUCUUAUAUUUCACCCCCUUUUACACCACAGAUUUAUUUCAUUAUAUUUAAAUAGAAAUUAUUUCCAUAAAACAAAAAAACUUGUGGUGCUGUAUUUUUGAGAUUCUCAGUUAACGCAGUUAUCGGAAAUUUUAUUUUUCACGCUGAGAAUUAUAUUGAUUGAUUCAAAAACUUAAUGACAUUUAAAACUGUAACAAAGAAGCUUUCAUUAUAAAAUGUCAGCUUGUAAACUAAUUGUAACAAAAUUCUUUUAAUAUAUAUAACCACAGAAAAUCCACUUGGGCCCAGAUUUAGAUGAACCCACCACGGAUACAGGUCAUUACAGUAUUUCCGCUGAUCUCUUGCCGUCUUAUAUCCCGCUGAGAGUUGCAAAUAAAAUUUUGUUUGUUGGAGAGAGUGUUCAGAUGUUUGAAAGAGACAAGCACAAAAUGAAAUCCAUCCAUCAAGGUAGAUCUAGAUUUAUUUAUCUUUGUCCCUGAUGGAUGAAAUAUUUUUUUGGAUAUUUCCUAAUUUGUAAAAAUAGAGCAAUUUAUUUAUUUUUUUUUUUUGCGAGGAUCAUGAAAUUUACAAUGAAACAGCAAACAUAAAUUUAACCAGUUACUUUUAUGAAGAUGCAGACGUGAGAAAUGUUUAUUGUAUUUUGUGAUAAAAAUUUUGAGCAUUCUCUAUCACUUUUUUUACAGCAAUAAUAUUUCUCUUAUAUAUUUAGCUACUUAUGAUACACAUUUUUAAAAUUUUAUUUAUGUUUUACUAAAUUACAUAAUGGGUAGAGAUACAAUGGCUAGGGUUUAAAAAAUGUUAAGUUAAAAUAGCAGGAAGACCUUUUUCUAAGUUGGAAAUAUUCACUUGCUCUUGUAAAAAGGUUGCCAAUAAUUUAUUUUUGGACUUACGUAUCUAAAUGACUGCUCUUAAGAUGUGUUUAAGUAUGAGAUUAUACAAAUACUUCUAAGGAUCCUCAAUAUAUCCCUCUUGUGUUUCUAUUAAUAUUUUAUUCUCUAAUUUUUACUUUGGUAACAAAAAAAAGUUAUUUUUGAGGUCUUAGAUUUAGGUGUGAUGUUGAAAAAAAUGCAGCAUGUGAAAUUUCAUUAAAAUCAUCCAAAGAACAGUUAACUUAUUUGAAGUGAGUAGUUGAUAAAAAGAAACCAGUAUUUAAACAGUUAUAUAUAUUUUUUUAUAUUCCAGCUGUAACUAUUAUGAGUAGCAGGGAAGAUGAAUUUGCUGGUGAUCUCCAAGAGUUAUCCAUGCUGGCAGAGUUCAAUAGUAUCAGUUUUGAGACUAUCAUAGAUAAAAUAAGAGUCCAUGCUGCUGAGGUAUAUUGUCACCAUAUUGUACUAAAGUUUUCACAUGCAUAUUUGUUUUUACAUGGAGCCAAGCUAGAUCAAUCAUUGUAAUUUUGAAAUGUAUAUUGUAUCAAUGAGCAACUGAAUAUGUCAUAUUUUAUCUAUUUAAAAAAACUGACAUAUGGAAACCUGCUUUUAAAAAAAAUGAUCCUGAAAAUAGAAUUACUAUUACAAUUAAAAAUUGUUUACUUGAAAAGGGAUUAACUGUGAAAAAUCUAUUAGUUACUUUUUUUAAAGACAAUAUUUUUUUAUUUAAUUUUUUUAUUUAAUUUUUUUAAUGUUACUAGUACCUGUGGUUUGUUGUGGUGGAACAGUCUGGGCUGACCAGCCAGUUAAGGGUUAUGAAAGAUUUUUUUCUGCUUGGUCGUGGUGAGCUCUACUUAGCCUUUAUAGAUCAAGCCCAGCAUCUUCUACGGACCCCUGCUACGUCAACAACAGAGCAUGGUAGAAUAGUUUUAAUAAUCUUAUUUUAAAAUGAUUUAAACAAAUAAUAUUGAUGAUGCACUACUCAUUGAUUGUGUGAUGUAAUGAUAAUACUAAGAGCUUAUUAUAAAUAGGUUAUUUAGAAAUUAGAUAAUUUGAAGGGGUUAAAACAGCAUUAAUUUCUAAUUAAAAUUUUCUGUGAAGGUCAACUAUUUCAAAUUUUUAACAAGUAAUCCUAAUGUGUCUUACAGAUGUUAAUCGUGCAUUCCAUCAUGCAGCUAGAAAUGUUUUGAUUGAUAAUGAUGCCCUACUGCAGAGAUUUCAUCUGACAGUGCCAUUAACUCAAAAAGAUAAGAGUAUGUUGUUUUGUAUAAAAUUAUGA